This is a messenger RNA of Homalodisca vitripennis (glassy-winged sharpshooter), 684 nucleotides long. RefSeq lists its product as uncharacterized. The transcript has 2 exons. NCBI's taxonomy places the organism in Eukaryota, Metazoa, Arthropoda, Insecta, Hemiptera, Cicadellidae. The record is from RefSeq and is a predicted model, not a curated record. Gene Ontology annotation, biological process: regulation of transcription by RNA polymerase II. Bases 1 to 684 code for a protein of 227 amino acids. Gene Ontology annotation, cellular component: nucleus; transcription regulator complex.
AUGAACGUGGAGGCCUUUGUUAUUUCGAUCCGGAAUCGUGAAGCUAUAUGGAACCAACAACUGAGUGACCACCAUAAUAGAUAUACGUUGGACAAGCUUUGGAAGGAGGUUGGAGCAGAAAAUAAUUGUUCAGUGAAAGAAGCUCAAAGCAAAUGGAAGUCACUGAGGGACUACUACAGAAAGGAGGUGAGGAAAAUGCAGGAGGAGAGGUCGGGAUCCAGCGCUGAUUCAGUUCAUAAAUCUAAUUGGCCCUAUUUCUUGAUGUUAGAUUUUCUGAGAACUCAAUUCAAAACCAGUCCUACUUCUGGAAAUCUUAUGAAGAAACAAAAGACUAAUGAGGACCAGUCUGUAGCUACAAUUUGCGAUGAUCUAUCUGUAAGCAAACAUCAACUGCAUGUCGAAAACACGGAUGAGAUGUAUGCAGAAAGGUUUUCUACCCAAGAUGACAUAGAUAUUAAUGAAAAUGGCAAAAGGCUUAAUACUGAUGGUAAUGUAAGUGGAAAAUCUCCUGAAUGUCCAUCAAGUAAAAUUGAUAACACUGUGAAGGAAGAUCUUGUACAUCCAAACACGUUUAAUAAGAGAAUUGUAAAAAAUGACCAUUUAAAAAGAUUAGUGCAGAUAGAAGAAAAGAAAAUGGCAAUUCUUGAACAAAAGCGAUCAAGAACAGCCCAUGAAAAAAUCUGA